CGACUCCUGUUUACAAAUUGGGUUGUAUCCCAAAUGGUUUCUUAUUGGUCAUUUCGUACACUAACAUAGGGGCGAUUUACCCGCUAUUUUAAGCGGUAUGUAGUGCAGCUAUGUAGGGAGCAGGGAGUGGUUUGGGGUUUCGCCUGAGGAACCGGACUCCUUUAAUGAAAGUCAGACUCCUUUAAUGAAAACGUUAUUUUAGUGUUGUUUUGUUUCUUAAUGAACAAUGAAAAUGAAAGUUGUUGCACUGAUAAGUGGUGGAAAAGACAGCUGCUACAACAUGAUGCAGUGUGUUGCUGCAGGACACACUAUAGUAGCACUGGCCAAUCUCCGACCAGCUCACACAGAUGAACUUGACAGCUACAUGUAUCAGACAGUUGGGCAUCAGGCUAUUGAGCUGUAUGCAGAGGCCAUGGAUCUGCCACUGUACAGGAGGACCAUCGAGGGCUCGAGUGUGGACACAGGCAGAGAAUACAGCCCGAAUGAUGCUGAUGAGGUGGAAGACCUGUACCAGCUACUUAAACUUGUAAAGGAAAAGGAGGGUGUUGAAGCAGUAUCAGUAGGAGCCAUUCUGUCUGACUACCAGAGAGUUCGGGUGGAAAAUGUGUGCUCCAGGUUGCAGCUCCAGCCACUGGCGUAUUUGUGGCGCCGGGAGCAGGCUGAUCUGCUCAGUGAGAUGAUCUCCUCUGGCCUUCAGGCCUUCGUCAUCAAGGUGGCGGCGUACGGUCUGGAUCCUGGAACACAUUUAGGAAAGACACUGGCUGAGAUGGAACCCUAUCUGCAUCAGCUUUCGAAGAAGUACGGAGUGCAUAUCUGUGGCGAAGGUGGCGAGUAUGAGACCUUGACCAUUGACUGCCCUCUCUUCAAGAAAAGGAUAGUCAUUGAUGCAAUGGAGACGAUUAUGCAUUCAGACGAUGCCUUUGCCCCAGUCGCAUACCUGCGCUUUACACAGAUGCACACAGAAGACAAAACUACCGGUUCCACAGAGAGCGCGCUGCCCCUCACUAGCUGUCCUUGCCAGAGCGUCGUUGACAUGAUGACUGAGGAGACGGUUUAUGCUGAUAAAGCCCAAGACGUACAGGAAGAAUUUGCAUCAAAUGCAUGCCAGUUCAUGAGCUCAGCCAGAAGUUCUGCGGGUUAUCAGUGGAUCACUGGAAUCAGUGGCCAUUCCUCUGAGGUCACAGAUAUCCAGAGCCAGGCGCAGCAUGCCUUCACUGUGCUGCAAGGUGAAUUACAGGAGAAGGGCUGGCAGAUGAAGCACAUUGUGCUGGUUCACUUGUAUGUGAGAGACAUGGAGGACUUUGGGAAAGUGAACGCAGUGUACCGCAUUUUCUUCAGCCACUGUCCUCCAGCCAGGGUGUGUGUGCAGGCUCGGCUGCCCGUGGGUCAGCGCUUGCAGAUGGAUGUGCUGCUUCAUGACUGGUCAGUGGCUCCUGAAGUAGGCUGCUUCCAGCACAGAGAUACACUGCACGUGCAGAGUAUAUCUCAUUGGGCGCCGGCUAACAUCGGGCCGUACAGCCAAGCUGUGCAGGUGGAUGAAGCCGUGUUCUGUGCAGGUCAGAUCGCUCUGGUCCCCUGCACCAUGCAGCUGCUGAGAGCGGGUCCACGCCCACAGGCCCAGCUGUGCUACAGCCACAUGGAGAAAGUCCUGCGUGCCAUGAGUGCCAGUCUCACGUUGGGACACACACUGCAGGCACACUGCUACGUCACAGACCAUACACACAUACCAGCUGUCAGAAAGGUGUGGCACGAUAAGAUACAGGACAGUCAUGAGCAGGAGGUAUGCUGUGGAGUAGAGGAGAUUCAAUGCCCCCCUCUGGUUGUUUCCGUGAUGCCCUCUUUGCCCAGAGGAGCAGCAGUGGAACUUCAUGUCAUUGCUGUGCAGGACGAGCCUGCAGAGAGGACCUCCUGUCAGAUGUCCUCUGAGAUCCCAGGAGGCACUGUCCACUGGCAGGUGCUGCAGUCCAGUAACCGCCAUUACGCCACUCUGUCCCUGACUGUGUCCCUGCAUGAGUCAUGCACCACACCAGAGUGCAUGGGCACAGAGUGCAUCCUGGGGGCAGUGUGCACCUCCUUCCAGCAAGCUCUAAAGAACAUGGAGGAGACUCUGUCUCCUUUAUGUACCAGAGUCUUCUACAAGGACAGCAAUAAGUUAGCCGCUGAGCUCUCUGCAGGGCUGCAGGGUUGCCUUGACAGCGGACUGGGUGCGAAAAGGCCAGCACUGGCUCUGGUUCCUGUGGUGGAGCUGCCGGACUGCACUCUCCUUCACCUCUCUUGCUGGCUCAGCACAUAGUGGAGGACUACGACCACAGCGACCACACAGGCUGGACUGGUAGUCGCUCUAGAGUGUCCAGUGGUAAAUGACUGGAUUUAUAAACGUCAAGACAUUUCAUGUUUCAUCUGACCAGUCCUGUUGAUCAGCUUCACUUGAAUUUGACUUACUACGAACAGGCCAUUUAAAAUGAACUAAACUGACUAAACAAUUUACCAGACAUAUGCAUUUACCAACACACACAUAUCAGGCGAGGACCAAGACUGUGUGGAAUAACUACACAGAGUGCUUAGCCUCAAGAACACCAAGAUUGAACAGUGGUCACCAAUCAUCUGCCUUCCUGCAGGUUUCAUCCUCAACCAAAAUCUAACACAGCGGUUUUAGUUGAUCAAGAACUUCUUAAGGCAAUGAUUAGAUGGUCAGGUGGGUACGAUUACGGUUGGAGCUAAAGUCUUCAUGAAGGUAGAUCUCCAGGAACAGUGUUGGUGACCACUGGCAUACUGUAUUGUAUGUCACUUUGAAUCCACACUGAAAUUGUUAAGUAAGUGAUGUGAUUGCACAGUGUAAGUACCCUGCUGCCCUAUCCACAUCUCUCCAGCUCUGCUCCAUAUGCUCUGCUCUGUUGGAGCCAUCGGGGGGGGAAUAGUCUGUUUUUAUGGAGAAUGAGCUCCAUAAUUGGCCAUACAUAAAAUAAAGCCAUUUGGUGACAUGAAUGAUUAAUGUGCAAACACCUGCUACAUGCCAGACAAUCAUAAAACUGUGGUAGGUUAUUGUUUUUUAUAAAGUUCACAAAGUUGAAUUGAAUGGACCUCUUCGGAGACUCGGAGGAGAGAAAACUGGAAGAGAUGGCGUCGGUGUGGAUAUACUGCCAUUCCUGUAAGUGUACGUAAUAAACAGUAUAUGCUUUCUAUAAACUAGAAAUGGUUCUGAACACUGUGAGUUUUCCUGAACUGAACUUUGUAUCUCUUUUUCAUGUAUCUCAAGUAAAGUUUUAGCAUUUCAAAGUUUGAUUACCUGCAAAAGUGAAAAGAGAGGAAAUCUAAUUGAAAGAUUUCACACAUCCUGUGAUGCAGGAGCAUGGCAGACGUUUUGACAGAAGGUAUAUGAUUACCGAGUUGAUUCUGCUAAUCCUAUGGCGAGUAGCUAUCCAACAACUCGAUUAAAGCGUGACACUCACGCUAUGAUGAAAUCACACUUAGCUAGCAAGGUUUUAGACAUCUUAAGACAGACUGACUGUUCUUACCGCAGUUUUUGUUAAACUGGAUCCUUAGACAACAUAAACCAUCCUUAGGUAAGAUAAAAACGUUCAAAUAAAGUAAAGUAAUGCUUUUCUUAAAUUGAGGUGUCAAAGUAUGUUAAAUCUGAUUUUUGGACACGAUUUUGUGUUUUCUGGUUGGUGGUGGUGUAUUUCCCAGACCACCAAAUAUUUAACGAAUUACAGUAAAUACUUGAGACUGUGACAGUUGCAUGCAUGCGUGUAUGUGUAUGUGGAAGCAGAGCAUGCUCAGUGAGUGGGUGUCUGUGUGUUGGGUCGUAAUUGGUUGUUCUAGUAAUCUAGUGUGUCCUGUGCUGAGGACCAGCUACAGCUGUCACUGCCAUGGGGGGGUCAUUGUGAGGACUUUGUGGCCAACUGUAUCUCUCUCUCUCUCUGUUUGUGAACGAGGGAAUUGUUUGUUUUAUAUACCUCACAUUAGAAAGGUGUUAUUAUUGUGUAAUGGGCAAUCAGAGGCAAGCAACCAAACAAUCUCUUUAUUCCCCUAUUGAUUCUUAAGGUGGGUUUAAUAGAAGAGGGUUGCAGGGUAAAUUCUUCUAUACUCACUUCUGUUUGUGUGUUGAACCAGAGCUAUUAUAAAUUUCCCCUGAAUUGCAUUUCUUUCUCAGAAAAAUCUGAAAAUAUAUUGAUGUGCUCAAUUGGUCAGCUUUUCUUCUUGCCUAAGAUGACCGCAUGUUAGCGUCUAUUGAUCUUUUCUUCAUGUUUUCCAUUGACGUUCCCAAUAAAGUUGUUAACAACUGA
Messenger RNA from Ictalurus punctatus (channel catfish), 4286 nucleotides. It is a transcript of the gene dph6, whose product is annotated as diphthamine biosynthesis 6. The record is from RefSeq and is a predicted model, not a curated record. Gene Ontology annotation, molecular function: diphthine-ammonia ligase activity. The coding region runs from base 227 to 2293 and encodes 688 amino acids. Lineage: Eukaryota; Metazoa; Chordata; Actinopteri; Siluriformes; Ictaluridae. Gene Ontology annotation, biological process: protein histidyl modification to diphthamide. The transcript is spliced from 15 exons.